AAGUCACGAGUCAUGGGAAGGAGUCCUCACGAGAGCGCCACUAUUAUUAUCAAUGAACUCAAACUGCCACUAACUGUGGAUGAAUUAUUGGAUCAGAUUCACGAAGAGUUUACGAUAGCCUUGAAAGACGUGCAGCUGAUGCCGGGUGCGGAACGGCUGGUGCGGCACUUGUAUGCGAGUGGUAUACCGAUGGCCAUCGCCACCGGAUCCAACUCUCACCAGUACUUCUCUAAAAUCGCCAAAUUUGACCACUUCUUUAGCAAAAGUAAUUUCUUCAGACACUAUGUGUUGGCCGGAGACGACCCACACGUCAAGAGAGGAAAACCAUUCCCCGAUGUCUUCAUCGAAGCCAUGAAUAGAUUUGAGCCAAACCUCAAACCACAGAAUGUUUUGGUCUUUGAGGACAGUCCGCUUGGAAUAGAGGCGGCGUUGGCCGCAGACAUGCCAUGCGUUUGGGUUCCCGACCCUCGGACUGACACGAGUGGACACAACGCUACUAUUGUCCUCAAAUCACUCGAAGACUUUAAGCCAGAAUUGUUUGGUUUACCACCGUUUGAGAGUUGAGACCAUUUAUCAAUUUAGUUCUUGUCGUUGAAUAACAAAUAAAACAAAUACCGG
This is a messenger RNA of Oppiella nova, 618 nucleotides long. The record is from the annotation of a GenBank genome assembly. NCBI's taxonomy places the organism in Eukaryota, Metazoa, Arthropoda, Arachnida, Sarcoptiformes, Oppiidae.